Molecule: messenger RNA, 1446 nt
Organism: Symbiodinium sp. CCMP2456
Lineage: Eukaryota; Dinophyceae; Suessiales; Symbiodiniaceae
Source: the annotation of a GenBank genome assembly
AUGGCCGAGUCGUCGGGUCCUGCCGGCCGGCGCACGCUGAACAACCUCAUCUCGAGUUCUGUGAAAGCUCGACAUUGGAAGCAGGCGUUUCAGCUCUUUGCGGGUAUGUGCCUGGAAGCCGUGCUGCCCAAUGUGGUGACGUUCGGAACAGUUCUCAGCGCCACACAGAAGGUUCAGCAGUGGCAAAUGGCUCUACACCUCACUACCGAACUCUCAAAGGCCACACAGCGUCUCAACCUGAUAGCAUACAGUUCUGCUGUCAGCGCUUGCGAAAGAGCAGGAGUAUGGCAGUCGGCUCUGGGAAUGCUUUCACAGCUGCUUGCGAGCACCGUUCUGGCAGACAUUGUUGUGCAGAAUGCCGCGAUCAGCACAUGCGGGAAGGGCGAGCAAUGGCAACAUGCACUGCUUCUUUUUCACGGACUGCCUCCGACUUCAGCAAGGCUUGGUGUCAACGAGGUUAGCUUCAACUCCACCAUGAGCGCGUGUGAGAAGGGCGGCGAGUGGCAGAUUGCCAUUGAGCUUCUUUCGAAGAUGCUGCGGAGGCAGCUGCUUCAGAGCGUUAUCAGCUUCAGUGCUGUAAUCAGUGCCUGUCAGAAGGGAGCUCAGUGGGUUCUCGCUCUGCAGCUGCUGUCAGACAUGGCAAGUGUGGAGGUAAGGCCAGAGAGAAUCAGUUUCAACGCGGCCAUGAGUGCCUGUGGUGGUGCUGCUCAGUGGACUCUGGCUCUGCAGCUGUUGACAGACAUGCGAUCCGUCGGAAUCCUACCUGGCGUAGUAAGCUACUGUGCAGUCGUCAGCGCCUGCGAAAAGAGUAGCCUUUGGCUGCAGGCCAUUGACCUUCUUGGGGACAUGCUUGCAGUGAUGCUGCAAGCGGACGUGGUCGGCUUCAAUGCUUCCAUCGCAGCUUGCGGCCGAUCAGGACAGUGGCAGCGGGCGCUGCAACUGUUCUUGGACAUGCAUUUCUUCGAAUUAGCACCGAGUGCUAUCAGCUUUGGAGCAGUGAUCAAGGCCCUUGAAAAUGCGGGCCAGUGGCAGUUGGCGCUUCAGCUCCUUUCGCAGAUGCUUUCAAGGAUGAGUCCUGAUCCUACAACCUACUCCGCUCUUCUGGGCACCGUGGAAGCGAGCUCACAGUGGCAGAAAGCCCUGCAGCUCUUUGCAGAGAUGCCCAGUCUGAAUCUUCAGCUGGAUGUGUUGGCACUGAACCUUGCCCUCCGUGCAUCUGUGACCGGAUGGCAGUGGCAGGAAGCCUUCAAUCUCGUAGCAGACAUGGCAAGAAGACAAGUUACCCCUAACCCGACCACCUUUAGCCUGGCCAUGGCCGCAGCAGAGCAUGGAUGUCAGUGGUCUGCAGGCCUUUCGUUUCUAAACCGCCUCGCCCACGAGAGAGAGUGGCAGGAAUUUCUUUGCAUGCCAAGAGGGGGGGGAAAAGCAUGCCAUACCGGUCCCUAG